GACACUGAGCUUUCCUCUGCAGACCUGGAGGCUGCAGUGGGGACUGCGGAUGCUGCAGGGGCUCCUUCAACAUGCCUGGUUCUCUGGGGCUGGCAGCCUGAGCGGGACCUGCAGACCGCCUUGGCCUUGGCAAGCAGAGCAGCUGCGGCCCCGAAGCGCCUCUGUGUGGAAAAGCAACCACUUCGCUUUCCAUUCUGCUGCCCGAGACGACGACAUCCUCCUCACACAGCCCCCAGGCUUCCAUGGAGAGCUCAGAUGUGGAGCUGGAUCUCCAGAGGAGCGUGCAGGCUGUACUCCGGGAGCUCAGCGCCCACGCCCCAGCCCUGCAGAGCAACCAAGGCAUGGGGAGAUGGUCCCUGCAUAAGAAGGUCGAGCGAGAUCCUGCAAAGAGCCCAGCGCUGGUCCGCAUCCUGCUCAGAGAACUGGAGAAGGCAGAAAGCGAGGACCUGCGACACGUCAUCAUUCCCUUGCUGCACACGCUAAUGUAUGUGCUCACGAAGGCCACGGGCAUCACGGAGGAGCUCUACCAGAGGACCUACACCUUCUGCACGAGGUUACUGACCCUGCCCACCCCCUACUGCACAGUGGCCUUGGACUGCGCUAUCAGGCUGAAGACCGAGACUGCUGUGCCAGGGACCCUGUACCAAAGGACGGUCAUUGCGGAACAGAGCUUGGUGAACGAGCUGUAUCCCUACCAGGAGAGAGUGUUCCUCUUCGUGGAUCCUGAGCUGGUAUCUGCCUCCGUGUGCAGUGCCCUGCUGCUGGAGAUCGAGGCGGCCCAGGAGCAGCAGACACCAGAAGCCUGCAUGCGCCACGUGGUCUCCCACGCCCUGCAGGCGGCUCUCGGGGAGGCCUGCCAGGCAGGUGUUCUGCACAGGAAGCUGCAGGCCAGCCCCCGCUGCACCCUGGAGCGCUAUUUCCACGCGGUGGUGGCAGCCGUGGAGCAGAUGGCGAGUGAGGCAAACCCGAGCCGGGCGGGAUACCUGGAGAGGCUGGAGGAGAUUUACAGCUCUCUGCUGGGGCCGGCGGCGGCCGCGGGGGGGCGCUGCGGCGGUAAGAGCGGGGGCCGGGUCUGCCGAGGCUGCGGGCCGCCGGGGGCGCCAGAGAGCAGCGCUGGAGCUGCCUGGAGUGGGCGCGCUCCAGGAGCUGCGCGGGGCGGGGAGGUGGCAGCACGGAGGAGCAGCGCAGGGACUUGGCAGGACUGGGGGCUGAGAAGGUGGGCGAUUCGGCGCGACCUGCUAGACCACCCCUUCCCCAUCUGUGCCACGGCCAAGGGCGUCUGUCCCCCACCUAGACUCGCCCUGUGCAUCUUAGCAGAGUGCCAGGGCAGGCCUGAUGGGUCUGGCCCUUCCCUUUAUCCCCAGGAGUCCGUGACCUCCAGGCAUCCUGAGCUGGGAGAGCUGGCUACGUUCCUGGGACGCGCGGAUCCUUGGUACGAGAGCACCGUGAACACUCUGUGCCCCGCCAUCCACAAGCUGGCUCAGAUGCCUCCCUGCCUGGACACGUCCCGAGCUGUGGACCCCUUCAUCCUGGAUGUCAUCACCUACUAUAUUCGCAUGGGCACCCAACCCAUCUAUUUUCAGAUCUACACGGUCAAGAUCUUCAAUGACCUGAGCCAAAACCCUACAGAGGACAUCUUCCUCUCUGAGCUGAAAGUGAAGAUCCAAGAGUCCAAGCUCCUCAAGGAUGGUUUUUCAUCCAAGAGGCGAGGCGUGGCCGAGGGUCCAGGCGCUGAGCUCUCCUUGUGCUACCAGAAGGGUCUGCUCAGUCACCGGCCCCGAGAGGUGACCAUUUCCCUGCGGGCCGCUGGGCUGGUCCUGAAGGCCAUUCCAGCCAGUGACACUGAAGUUUCGGGGCCCCCCCCCUGCCUCCCAACUGCCGCUCCUUUCACAGACCACACGUGUCUGAAUGUCAGCGUGACUGAGGUUGUCAAGUCCUCCAACCUGGCAGGAAGGUCCUUCUCUAUGGUGACGAACACCUUCCGGACAGCCAACAUCCAGAUCCAGAGCCAGGACCAGAGGCUGCUGACGCUGUCGCUGGACAAGGACAGCCGGCGCACGUUCAGGGACGUGGUCAGAUUUGAGGUUUUUCCCUGUCCCGAGCCAUGCUCUGGGUCCCAGAAGUCCAAGACGCUGUGGCUCAACUCACAAGGUCAGAAGGAGGUGGAAACAGCCAAAGUCAAGCCCAGACCUCUUCAGAUGCCCAUCAACACAUUCUCCGGCAUCGUCCAGUGAGACUGCAGGGGAGCCAAAGAGCUGGGUCCAAGAGCAGCAGGCAGAAGAGGUGAUACACUACCCGAUCAAGCCCCAGACACUCCCUCCAACAGCUGGAGAAGGCCUGACACCCCUUGGCAGCUUCCGGCCUUGACUAGGAGCCAGCAAGUGCCUGGGAGUGCGAGGAGGCUGAGCACGGAGGCCCAUGCGAGUCCAACGGGAAGAGAUGCAGCUGCCUGAGAGCACAUGCACAAAGUCAGCUUCUCACACCAAUGGCCAUUCCUCUGUUUAUUUUCAAGUCUCACUUCUCCCACCCAAGAGCCCCACCUGGCUCUUGAAACCAAAAUUAGAGCUGCUGUUUGGGCCAGAGCCCUGUGGCCUGGGGAAAAUGGGAAGCAGGUAAAGGCAACGGCACGGCCUUCUUCCCACGUCUGGUCCCUUCCUGCUGCCAGUCCACUGCCCACCUCACCCAUUCCCAGGAAGGGGUUCCUCCCAGUUGAGAGGAAAAUGUCGGAUUCAAUAAAUGCACACUAAGGUGUUUCUGC
Molecule: messenger RNA, 2758 nt
Organism: Tupaia belangeri chinensis (Chinese tree shrew)
Lineage: Eukaryota; Metazoa; Chordata; Mammalia; Scandentia; Tupaiidae
Gene: PIK3R6
Product: phosphoinositide-3-kinase regulatory subunit 6
Exons: 18
Coding region: 243-2234 (663 amino acids)
Biological process (GO): G protein-coupled receptor signaling pathway; positive regulation of MAP kinase activity
Cellular component (GO): phosphatidylinositol 3-kinase complex, class IB
Molecular function (GO): 1-phosphatidylinositol-3-kinase regulator activity
Source: RefSeq, a predicted model, not a curated record